CCCUUCGCCUCCCAAACGAAGGCCUUGUUUGUAACCGUAGGCACAGAGAGAGAGAGAGCGAAGAGCUCUGAGAGUGAGACGAAGCAGCCAAAAAAUAGAGGAUAAUCAGAAAAUCAACCCUCAAUUCUCCCAUCGAUUCCUCUCAUUUUAUAGACAUUUACGUUUUCUUCUGUUUUCCUUGUUUAUUUACCAAUCGAAGUUGAUUUAAAUGAGUCGUUUAGGGUUUAAAUCGGUGGUAUAUGACGGCGACAAAUGCUUGGGAGAGCUGGACGCUUUUCCGGUCAAGGACCAGAAUUUCCAGUUCCCGAAUCACGAGAUUCGUAUCCACCAUAUAUCGCCACAGAGUGAACGAUGCCCUCCGCUUUCAAUUCUCCAAACGAUUUCUUCGUUUUCCGUUCGGUGCAAGCUCGAGUCGUCCUCGCCGGUCGAACAGUCCCGUCUGAUCAAUCUCCACGCCUCCUGCUUCUACGAAUUCAAGACGGCGGUGGUAUUGAUUGGAGACGAAGAGAUUCACUUGGUGGCAAUGCCAAGUAAGCAGAAGAAGUUUCCGUGCUUUUGGUGCUAUGCGGUUCCUGCAGGUCUGUAUGACGCGAGCUUAGGAAUGCUAAAUUUACGUUGCCUGGCAAUCGUGUUUGAUCUCGACGAGACGCUCAUUGUUGCGAACACCAUGAAGUCGUUCGAGGAUAGAAUUGAGGCUAUUCGAAGUUGGAUUGUACGCGAGAAUGAUUCGUUGCGUGCGUCAGUAAUGACUGCCGAAAUGAAGCGGUACAUGGAUGAUCGAGCGCUAUUGAAGCAGUACACAGAGAACGACACCGUGGUAGAUAAUAAUGGGAAGCCAUUUAAUGCUCAAUUGGAGGAGGUUCCACCACUAUCCGAUAACCUUGAAAGAGUUGUUCGGCCAGUAAUUAGAUUGCAAGAAAAGAAUAUUGUCCUCACUCGUAUCAAUCCUGAUAAUCGUGAUACCAGUGUGCUUGUGAGGUUACGACCUGCAUGGGAGGACCUGAGAAGUUAUUUAACUGCAAAAGGAAGGAAACGGUUUGAAGUUUAUGUGUGUACAAUGGCAGAAAGAGAUUAUGCCCUGGAAAUGUGGAGGCUUCUUGACCCGGAGGCACAUCUUAUAGGUUCAAAGCAACUUUUGGACCGUGUUAUCUGUGUCAAAUCAGGCUCCAGGAAAUCUUUGCUAAAUGUCUUCCAAGAUGCCAUGUGCCAUCCAAAGAUGGCAAUGGUAAUUGAUGACCGUUCUAAGGUUUGGGAAGAUAAGGACCAACCGCGAGUUCAUGUGGUUCCAGCAUUCACUCCUUAUUAUGCUCCUCAAGCAGAGACCGCCCAUGCUGUUCCAGUCCUCUGUGUAGCAAGAAACGUUGCAUGCAAUGUCAGAGGUUAUUUUUUCAAAGAAUUUGAUGAGAAUUUAUUACGGAGAAUCUCGGAGAUCUUUUAUGAGGAUGAGGUGGUAAAUUUACCUCCUGCUCCUGAUGUUAGCAACUACAUGAUAUCAGAGGAUGCUGGAUUUGUACCAAAUGGCAAUACUAAUGCUCCCAUAAGCGAAGGAAUGAACGGUCUUGAAGUUGAACGCAGAUUCAACCUAACGGACGAGAAGUGUGCUAAUGAUUCAGCUACUCAUUCAUUGACAAAUAGUUCUGAGUUAAGACAUGAGGCCUCUAAGCCACCUGUUGCAAUCUUGCCGAAUGCCAUUGGCCCUGCAUCUUCAAGAACACUGUUGCCUUCUCAGAAACCUGGUUUGCUUGGAGCUCCACUUAGACGAGAUUGCAUCUCCUCUGAUCGUGAUUAUGAUAUGAAGAGAGGACUCCUCACUAUGAAGCAUGGUCUAGAUUCGAGGAUUCAAAGCUCAGGUGAACCCCCCCUUUUGUCAAGAUUGCCUACACAAUCAGGAUCAUUGAUGCAGCCACAGGGAGGCUGGUUGGUGGAAGAUGAUAUUAAUCGAGGGCAUUUAAAUAGUCGACCUUCAGGAUUUGUUCCUGAAGCUGAUGUGCUGAAACCUGAUAAAAAGCCAUUUUCACCUAGCACACCAGGAUCUAUGCCUACGCCUACGCCUACACCUUCACAAACAUCCCAAGUGAAGGUUGAAGAGGCAUGUGCUAGUUAUGAUAUGCUAAAACAAAAUCUUCCAUCUGCAAGUCUGCUAUCAGACGUUGCUGGAUCUCAAAAUCAGGUGUCUACUAGCAGAGAUAUUCAAACUGAAGUUGGAAAAUCAAACAUGCUACCUUCUCCUUUAUCUAUUGGAGUACUGCAAGAGAUUGGACGAAGAUGCAACUCCAAGGUCGAGUUCAGGUCUGUUGUCAGCACCAGUAAGGAUUUGCAAUUUUCUGUUGAGGUUUUGUUCACUGGCGAGAAGAUUGGGGUUGGAAUGGGCAAGACAAGGAAAGAUGCUCAACAACAAGCUGCUGAAAAUGCCCUUCACAGCUUAGCAGAAAAAUAUGUAGCAUACAUUGCACCUCAUACUGGGGCCAUGGACACAGAUUUUGACAAGCUUUCUCUUGGGAAUGAAAAUGGAUUUCUAUGGGAUAUCUUCAGUCCUGGAGCAGAUGAACCCCUAAGAGAAGAUGGGUUGCCCAGAGAAAGCACUUCUGAGGCCAGUGAAAGUGAACCUGGGUGUCCUUCUAAUGUAUUAAAUCAGCAAGUGCAAAAGCGUGCCAAUUCCCCAAGGUUGCCAACUUCUAUUUCUAGUAAACGAUCAAAGGACGAGGUAUUUCAUGGUCCACAGAGCCUACCCUCCUUUCGACAACAGAAGAAUGGGCAUCCCAUAUCAUGAGAAAUCAUAAGACUCGGGCAUAUUUUGGACAGAAGGUUAUUGAGCUCUCCAAAGGUAUGUUAUGCAUUUUAUAUAGUUCAGCAUCUCUUUUGCCCAUGCGUUAGCUGAUGCUGAGGCGAAAAAUUCUUGAAAUUAAAUGUGCUUGCAAAGGUGGGCUCCAUUUUCUUUUUUCGUGUGAUGCCCUACAUUCUCAUGUUUAUUUAGUGGAUAUUAAAUCAAUGGAGAAUUAUUUUUAUAUAGGCUUCCCAAGUAACAUCGCAAUUGAAAUUAUUUUGUUGCCCCAGUGUUC
Molecule: messenger RNA, 3059 nt
Organism: Carya illinoinensis
Lineage: Eukaryota; Viridiplantae; Streptophyta; Magnoliopsida; Fagales; Juglandaceae
Product: RNA polymerase II C-terminal domain phosphatase-like 2
Exons: 16
Coding region: 209-2770 (853 amino acids)
Molecular function (GO): RNA polymerase II CTD heptapeptide repeat phosphatase activity
Source: RefSeq, a predicted model, not a curated record